Messenger RNA from Sodiomyces alkalinus F11, 1419 nucleotides. Its product is annotated as peptidase M24A, methionine aminopeptidase. The transcript is spliced from 6 exons. The coding region runs from base 1 to 1419 and encodes 472 amino acids. The record is from RefSeq and is a predicted model, not a curated record. Gene Ontology annotation, biological process: proteolysis. Gene Ontology annotation, molecular function: metalloaminopeptidase activity. Lineage: Eukaryota; Fungi; Ascomycota; Sordariomycetes; Glomerellales; Plectosphaerellaceae.
AUGGGAUCCAAAAGUCCGGAAAACGAGCAUCGCCGACAUGACGGCGACUCACCCAACUCCGAUGGAGCUUCUCGCCGGGUCGGAGGUGAGCCUCGGGGCUGCCAUACGUCCAGGGAUGGAGAUGGCUGUUUGGGAGACGCGGGGGGCGAAGAUGAAAGCGACGACGACGACGAUGACGACGACAACAACGGAGAAACAAGCCUGGCCCCGCUAGGGACUCCUUCGUCAAAUGAAGCUAUACCACCGAAGCAACGGAAGAAGUCCAAAAAGAAGAAGAAGAAGACCAAAAAGACGGCUUCUCUACCCCGAACGCAAUCGUCGCCCCCGAGAAUCCCACUGGGCGACCUCUUCCCGUCAGGCGACUACCCCGAAGGGGAACUGCAAAGCUACACAAAGGCACCCCCAGCGGCAGUCGAAGCACGCCACGACGCUCGUCGGCGGCACUGGGACGACGACGACGACUUCCUCCGCAGCUACCGCAAGGCCGCCGAAGUGCACCGCCAAACCCGCCGAUGGGUGCAAGAGACGGUCAAGCCGGGCCACACGCUCCACGAAAUCGCCGAGGGCAUCGAGGAUGGCGUCAGGGCGCUGCUGGGCCAUGCGGGCCUGGAACCGGGGGACAGCCUCAAGGCCGGCAUGGGCUUCCCCACGGGCCUGUGCCUCAACCACCAAGUCGCGCACUACACGCCGAACCCGGGCCAGAAGGCGGUCGUGCUGAGGCAGCAGGACGUCAUGAAAGUCGACUUUGGCGUCCACGUGAAUGGCUGGAUUGUCGAUAGCGCGUUUACCAUGGCGUUCGACCCCACGUAUGACAACCUCCUCGCUGCUGUCCGGGAUGCCACCAACACGGGGGUCAAGGUGAGUCGACCGCUGGUGGUGAGCGCGGCCAUUCAGGAAGCGAUGGAGAGCUACGAGGUCGAAAUAGGUGGGAAGACGUUCCCCGUCAAGCCGGUGCGGAAUCUCUCUGCCCAUGAUAUCAAGCAGUACCGUAUUCACGGCGGGAAGUCCAUACCGUUUGUCAAAAACUCGGACCAGACCAAGAUGGAGGAGGGCGAAGUGUUCGCCAUUGAGACGUUUGGCACGACGGGACGAGGCUAUAUACGCGAUGAUGUGGGCAUCUACGGCUACGGGUUGAACCACGACGCGCCACUGGCAGGGUCUUUACCCCUGGCCUCAGCCAAGCGUCUUCACAAGACCAUCAGAGAGAACUUCGGCACCUUGGUCUUCUGCCGUCGUUAUCUUGACCGACUUGGCAUGGAGAGGUAUCUGGCCGGUAUGAACUGUCUCAUCUCCAACGGGAUUGUGGAACCUUAUGAACCCCUGGCGGACAUUCCGGGGUCGUACUCGGCGCAGUUUGAACAUACUCUACUCUUACGCGAGACGCACAAGGAAGUCUUGAGCCGCGGAGACGACUACUAA